Messenger RNA from Rotaria sp. Silwood1, 870 nucleotides. The record is from the annotation of a GenBank genome assembly. NCBI's taxonomy places the organism in Eukaryota, Metazoa, Rotifera, Eurotatoria, Philodinida, Philodinidae.
AUGUCGUACUACGCUUAUCUAUUUACUUUUCUCUUCAUCGCUUAUAUUCGAAAACCAAUUGAAUCUCUUCGAUGUGGUACACGAUGCCCAUUCGCAUUUGAAUCAUUCAAUGUCAGCAUACCUGAAAAAAUAUGUCCACAAUAUGUCGAUCGAGACAAUUCACAAUGCUCACUCACGCUGAUGCUUGAUUUUAGAUCAUAUGGUAGAGGUGGUGGUGGCGUACUAAUGAUCGAAGAUCAAACAGCACCUGAUCAACUUCAAAUUGAAACAACAUUUGGUCUUCAUUCGAAUUUAACUACCAUAAUUAGGUAUACUUGUUCUAUGUCGGACGACUGUGCAUGGGCGUUUGCUAAUGAACUUUUGGGUUCUAAAUUAGCUGAGUUCGAUGCUCUUUCCCUUCAGAAAACGUUUAGUGACCUUCUCUACACAAAUGUAUCGAACCCAAUUGGAGUUCAAUGUAUUGGUAACACAUGUACAAUGGGAAACUAUUGUCAAGCAAAACUCGAAGAGAUUCGCUCAUCUGAACACAGACUAUUAAAUAUCGAUAAUAAUUUACCAUGUCAUAGUACACUGACAGAAGUUAAUAUGUUAACUAUAGCACAAACAUAUUCUUAUCCCAAUACCAUCAAAGCAAAUAUGUCGUUAAUCUGUAAUCGUGUGAAAUGCAACAAUAUAUCAACUGUUAUGCAAGUCUAUGAACUUUUCAAUUAUCAAUAUGUACUACCACUAAACGAUUCAAUUUUAAAUAUUAAUACAUCUUUUAUAUCAACUACUGAAAAACCACAAGCCUCAAUCACAUUUAUCACUGUUUCAUCACACAGCAUAAUCGUUGUUACUAUUUUAUGCUUGCUAUUCUGUAAUAUAAUGUGA